AAGACCCAGCUAGACAAAGCUUUGACUGGGAUGAUCUAGUUAGGGAUGGUGCUGCUUUGAGCAGGGGGUUAGACUAGAUGACCUCCUGAGGUCUCUUCCAACACUGAUUUUCUAUUAUUCUAGUGCAUAGAACUUGUUUUUGACCCCAGUUGCCUUUGUAAUGCUCUUGUCAAAAAGAUCCUAUUUGCUCAAUUUUUACAUUGGUGUUGUACGAUUGUUCUGUUCAAUCCUAGAAAAGCCUGCCAUUGUUGCCUGCAUGAGAGAAGUUGCCCCUGCAAAUGUCUACAACGUAGAUGCAUGAUUCUAUUCUCUAUUAUUUCAUAAUGGGUUAACCAAUCUCUAAACCAAUUUCUGGCUUUGCAGUUUGUAUGCUCCAGAAAUUAUUUCAAUGGUAACAUAGCCUUUCUUGAGACUUAGUUUAAUUUCAAAGUGUCCUUUACUUUCACUGGCCGAUUCCUGCAUAUUUUUCCCUCAGGCUGUGGGGAAGACCUACUAUCUUGUAUUUACAGAUACUUAUAUAGAAGAUGCAGAGAAGAUAUUUUAGUUUUUCUUUGUUUUAGUCUUUAAAAAUGCCAUUCCAGUUUGUGUGGUUGCCUGACACUUUGAGUGUUGACACUUUUAUCUGCCUUAUUAAUAUCUUUAGUAUGUUAAGGGUUUGAAGUUGGAAAUGGAAAUAUGGUAGUCUUGAAGUUCAGUGUCUUGCUAUUCUAAACUUGUAGAGUUUUGACUGAGUUAUGGGCCAAGAAAAAUGACCUUUUUUAUAAGCACAGUAAAGUUUUCAGUUAUAUAAAAUUUCCAGCAGUAUUCCAACUCCUGCCAGGUUGAAAUGUGCAUAUCUCUGGGCCUUGCUGAGGCUCUUGAGGUUACUGCAGAAUGCAUCUGUGGACUUACAGCUCUUCUCAGGACUCGAGCUACAGGAUUGUUUCUCCAGAGGGGAGAAGAUAUGGGGGUUGGAGAGAGGAGCCAAAACUCAAUUUUCCACGUUCAGCAAUUUCAUAACAACUAUUAACCAAAAGAAAGAAGUCACUGAAAGCAGUAGUUCACCUACACAGCCUGUUAUGCCCAACAUCAAAAAUGUGAGAGAGCUUCCUCCAAUUUGCCUUGACGUUAGGCAAAAACAACGCAUCUCGAUAGAAACACUACCGCAGGAACUGAAAGCUCCAGUCCCUCCAGAACCUUCCCUUCCUGUACGAACCAAAACUGUGAAAGAUUUCCAGGAGGAUAUGGAAAAAGCUAAGUCAUCAGGGGAUUGGAAAGCUGUACUUGACUUUUAUUCAACAACUUUUGAUUCUUUCCUGGAGAUAAAUGCUGCAUUUAAGAACGAUGCUAAUGCCCCAUUUGAUACCAUUGAAGAUUCUGGAAUCAAUGCUAAAUUUGUGAAUGUUGUUUACGAUGCCUUACUAAAUACCCCUCAAGAUGUUCAGAAAUCAGUCCUAAAGGGAAUAAUUAAUGGUUUGCUACAGGAGUGGAAGGGGCCCCGAACAAAGGAUGAUCUUAGAGCAUACUUUAUACUUCUACAGAAUCCUCAGUUUAGUAACACAUCAACAUAUGUCAUCUAUGCUCACUUGCUAAGACAGACAGCAGCCUUGGCAGAAGCUGACCAUCACUUUCUAGUUCAUUGGUUUAAAAAGAUUUCACAGAAACGGUUCAAGCAGUUGAUGGACAGGUUGCUGCAAUUCAUUUCUUUACGUCUGUUUCCUGCAAAACCUGAAGAAUUUCCACCCAUGAUAAAAUGUACCUGGUGGAUUCCAUCGGCAACCAAAGUCUUGUCUUUGUUUAAUGCUGCAAAUAGUUUAGCUAGUCCUCCUAUUAUUUCAUAUACGGAUUUCUACAAUUCCACACUGGAUCAUAUUGAUCUAAUGGAAGAAUAUCAUAACUGGCAGUGCUAUGGAAAUUCUCACAGGUUUUCCUUCUGUCAGUACCCAUUCAUCAUUUCUAUAGCAGCAAAAAAAGUUAUUAUUCAGAGGGAUUCAGAACAGCAGAUGAUAAGCAUAGCACGUCAAAGUCUUGUGGACAAAGUCUCUCGCAGGCAGAAACCUGACAUGAAUAUGUUAUUCCUAAAUGUGAAAGUGAGGAGAACACACCUUGUUAGUGACUCGCUUGAUGAGCUGACAAGGAAGAGAGCAGAUUUAAAAAAGAAGUUGAAAGUUACAUUUGUAGGGGAGGCUGGACUUGAUAUGGGUGGUCUGACAAAAGAAUGGUUUCUUCUCCUGAUUCGCCAGAUCUUUCACCCAGACUAUGGUAUGUUUACAUAUCACAAGGAUUCACACUGUCAUUGGUUUAGCAGCUUUAAAUGUGAAAACUACUCUGAAUUCCGAUUGGUUGGAGCUCUUAUGGGACUCGCUGUAUAUAAUAGUAUUACCUUGGAUAUUCGCUUCCCACCCUGCUGUUACAAGAAACUGUUGAGUCCUCCCAUUGUUCCUUGUGAUCAAAAUACUCCUGUAGGCAUCUGUGAUGUUACAUUAGAUGACCUGUAUCAGAUUAUGCCUGAGUUAGCUCAUGGACUAAGUGAACUCCUAUCCUAUGAAGGCAAUGUUGAAGAAGAUUUCUAUUCAACCUUCCAGGUUUUUCAAGAAGAAUUUGGAGCCAUAAAAUCUUAUAACCUAAAACCAAAUGGUGAUAAAGUUCCAGUUACAAAUCGGAAUAGAAAAGAAUAUGUGCAGUUCUAUGUUGACUUCCUUCUCAACAAAUCAAUCUACAAACAGUUUGCAGCAUUCUAUUAUGGAUUUCAUAGCGUCUGUGCUUCUUAUGCAUUGAUGUUGCUUCGUCCAGAAGAGGUUGAAAUUCUUGUUUGUGGAAGCCCUGAACUGGACAUGCAUGCUCUACAGAAAAGCACCCAGUAUGAGGGAUACCAGAAAACUGAUCUUACUAUAAGAUACUUCUGGGAGGUAGUUCUAGGAUUUCCACUUGACCUUCAAAAGAAGCUGCUUCAUUUUGCUACUGGAAGUGACAGAGUACCUGUGGGAGGGAUGGCAGAUUUGAAUUUCAAGAUUUCAAAGAGUGAAACAUCCACUAACUGGUUACCUGUGGCCCAUACCUGCUUCAACCAGCUUUGCCUCCCUCCUUACAAGAACAAAAAGGAACUGAAGCAGAAGCUGACAAUUGGAAUUUCAAAUGCAGAAGGUUUUGGUCUAGAAUAAAAUGAAAGACUUUACAAAAAAAAAAAAAACAGCAUUUUUAUGUAGCACUCACUUUCCUCUACUUGUGCCUUUAAGCUUUUCAUGUUUCUGUCUCUUGAUACUAUGCCAGUCUUACCCAACUUGGAACACUGAAAUUUUUUAAUUAAAUUUAAAAAGCAUUCAUUUUUGCUGUAUGACAAUACACUUACUGCUUGCUUUGGCACAGAGAAUAAUUUUAAUAAAAUAUAGAAAGCUGAUUUACUUGAGAGAAAAAAUCUGACAGAGGUGACAAAUUGAAGGUUAUAGUUUUAUCUUUGGUUAUUCAUAAUAGCACUUUACUCUUAAUUUACAUCAUGCAUGUUCCACUGGGAAAAGAAACAUAAAAGAGUUUGUUAGUUAAGCCCAGUGGUGGGAUGUUUUCAAUCACUACACAUAGUAGCAAAGCACAUAACUGCCAUUAACAUGAAGUAUGUGGCCAUAUUUUCAUAGGGGCAAAUAGCAAUUUUAGUGUAGAUAAAAUGUAUACAGUUUUAAUAUUCUAGUUUUAAUUUCAAAAAAAUUAAGCUGGAUGUUUUAAGAAGCAUGUAAAUAAAUGCCUCUGAAAGAAUAGGGUUUUGAUAGUGCCAUUUACUGCUAAAGAUUUAUUUUUACAAAAUAUGGGGGUUUAGAUGUUAUAUAUUCAGCUUUUACAGAUCAACAGGCUUGAUUAUAUAGGAAUGUCUAUGGUAAAAUUUUAAAAAUUUAAGUUGAUUCAAGGCAGACUAUUAGUAUUAAAUAAAUAAGCUGCAUGUUCUUUCCGUGAAAUUGGCAGAAAACUAGUCAGUUUCAUUUUAGUUUUGUAACCACAGAUUACAUAAAGCAAUUGGAUGAAGAAAGGAAGUUUAACUCAUUUACUCACUUCAGAGAUAACUUAUUUCCACAAUGCAUGGAAAAAUUGUACACUGUGCUCCACUGUCAUUGAAUCAACAAUUUUAUGUUGGAAAUGUUUUAGUAAUAUUUAAAGAAGCUCUGACAAAAGUGAAUACAAUAACAUUUUAUUAAAAUGCUGUAGCUUUCAUUUAACUUGAAGGUCAGAAUUUAGACAAUGUUUUGGGGUUUUUUUCACUGCACGUAUUGAAGUAAAUGCCAGGUUACUCACGUUUUGAAUGUUUUAGCUAAUACAGUGGUGGAGAGAGACUUUUUUUGGCAUAAUUAUAAGUCUAUAUUUAUUCAUAAGUUAAGACAGUUUAUCAGCAUGCGGCAUAGUGUUUGUAUAUUUUUAUAUAAAGAAAUAUCUAUUGCGUGUUCUAUUUUUUUUAACAGAACUAAAACCCAGAUCCUCAAGGGUAAUCAGGCAUCCAACUCCCAUUACAAACAACAUUGUUUAAACAGAUUUAGAAUUUAUCUUUUAGCAUCAAAUUUCUUUGUCUGUUGCAUCAAUAUAGUGUUAUAAAUAAUUGGAAGUAAGUGCCUGAUUGCUUUUGAUAAUCUGGGCAUGCGUUGCUUAUUUGCAAUAACAGUAAAAUGAUUUAGAUUAACUUUUUUAUUUUUAUUUUUUUUUACUUUCUAUACUGCUUGCACACAACCAGCAUA
Molecule: messenger RNA, 4691 nt
Organism: Alligator sinensis (Chinese alligator)
Lineage: Eukaryota; Metazoa; Chordata; Crocodylia; Alligatoridae
Gene: HECTD2
Product: HECT domain E3 ubiquitin protein ligase 2
Exons: 21
Coding region: 1059-3140 (693 amino acids)
Biological process (GO): protein polyubiquitination
Molecular function (GO): ubiquitin protein ligase activity
Source: RefSeq, a predicted model, not a curated record